AGUUUCAUGGAUGUUGUCGGACGUGAGAUUGCAAAUACCCCUCCUGUGACGACUGCGUAUAUUGCAACAUGCAUUUUCCUCACAGUGGCCGUUUCUCACCCAGCUUGUGAGCCAGUUACUUUGCUGUUUGUGAUGACUUUGGUUACAAUGUACUUUUUUGAAGAAACAGUCUACUUUCACUCCCAGGCUCUAGAACUGGCCAUUUUGCUCGCCCUGCACCACACUCAGCGGCAGUUUCUGUACGCCGAGUUCAGUCACAACCUUAAACACGUCGAAGUCUGUUUUCAAACCCCGAAAACUGUCUACUUAGCCACCUUCAAUGUUCGAACACUGAAGCAAGCAGGUCAACAGGUGGCUCUUGCGCGUACGCUGGAUUCCCUCUGUAUUGAUGUAUGUUGUCUGUCAGAAACAAGGACGCAGGACGCAAGUACUGUGAUCGAACUGACUGCCCCCUCGCUCUCCUCUAGGUUUCGGCUGCGCACCUCGGGUGAUGCAGAGGCCGCUGCAGCUGGAUAUGCUGUGGUGGGUGUGCGCAAAACGCGCACAGUUCGCGUAGCCAUUGAGAAGCUAGUUGACCGAGAAGUCAAACGAAACUAUCAGAACCAGCUCCUCGAAUGCCUGCCGGACGCUACGGUGUCGGAUAUAAACGCCACGGAAAAUAUAUCCAAAGCGCUACUCGAAACCGGAAUGUCUGUUUGCGGUACAACCCAACCAAACUCGUACAAACAUUGGAUUUCUGAUACGACCGUGUCUUUGCUGGAGACCCGAUAA
Molecule: messenger RNA, 771 nt
Organism: Opisthorchis viverrini
Lineage: Eukaryota; Metazoa; Platyhelminthes; Trematoda; Opisthorchiida; Opisthorchiidae
Exons: 4
Coding region: 7-771 (254 amino acids)
Source: RefSeq, a predicted model, not a curated record